Molecule: messenger RNA, 2012 nt
Organism: Aspergillus campestris IBT 28561
Lineage: Eukaryota; Fungi; Ascomycota; Eurotiomycetes; Eurotiales; Aspergillaceae
Product: imidazoleglycerol-phosphate synthase
Exons: 3
Coding region: 66-1727 (553 amino acids)
Biological process (GO): L-histidine biosynthetic process
Molecular function (GO): imidazoleglycerol-phosphate synthase activity; oxo-acid-lyase activity
Source: RefSeq, a predicted model, not a curated record
UGGAUACAAAGUUUGCUAACUAUAGCUCUUUGUCAACUUACUCUUAUUGAGUAAUAACCACCACUAUGCCUACAGUUCAUUUGCUUGACUAUGUCGCUGGCAACGUUCGGUCCUUGGUCAAUGCCAUUAAUCAAGUCGGGUACGAGGUCGAAUGGGUUAGGUCACCUCAAGAUCUCAAAAAUGCAGAGAAAUUAAUCUUGCCGGGAGUAGGUCAUUUUGGCCAUUGCCUGUCUCAGCUAUCGGAGGGGGGUUACCUGGAUCCAGUGAGGGAGCACAUAAAGUCAGGGAAACCUUUCAUGGGAAUCUGCGUCGGGUUGCAGGCGCUUUUCGAGGGAUCCGAGGAAAACCCCGCUGUUCCGGGGUUGGGGAUGAUUCCAAUGCACAUGAAAAGGUUCAGUGCCGACACAAAAAGUGUGCCUCACAUAGGCUGGAACUCUGCCAUCAAAACCAAUGUUGAACCUUCGCAGGAUGAAAGCUUCAACGGGCUGAGUGCCAACAGCAAGUAUUACUAUGUUCAUUCUUAUGCGGCCAUUUACGAACCCGGUGUCCUCGAGCGAGACGGCUGGUCGGUAGCCACGGCAACCUAUGGCGAAGAAGAAUUCAUCGGUGCCAUUGCGCGAGGGAAUGUUUUCGCGACACAAUUUCACCCGGAAAAAAGUGGACAGGCUGGAUUGCGCACCAUCCGUGCUUUCCUCGACGGUGGUGGGCUUUUGAAAUCCACGGGAGCACCGGCGCCGAGGAGAGAGAACGAUGGGUUGACCCGCAGAAUCAUAGCUUGUCUGGAUGUUCGCACCAACGAUGACGGUGACUUGGUGGUCACCAAAGGUGACCAAUACGAUGUUCGCGAAAAGAGUGGCGCAGAGGAGGCUGGAGGCAAUGUAAGGAACUUGGGCAAGCCCGUCGAAAUGGCCCAAAAGUAUUACAACCAAGGAGCGGAUGAAGUCACUUUCCUGAACAUCACUUCGUUCCGGAAUUGUCCGCUGGCCGACACUCCCAUGCUUGAAAUUUUGAGACGAGCUUCAGAAACUGUUUUUGUGCCCCUGACCAUUGGCGGUGGCAUCAAGGAUACCGUGGAUACAGAUGGCACCCACAUACCGGCCCUUGAUGUAGCCACCAUGUACUUCAAGUCGGGGGCUGACAAAGUUAGCGUUGGGUCAGAUUCUGUCAUUGCAGCCGAGGAGUUCUAUGAGGCCGGUGAAGUCUUGUCCGGAACCACAGCCAUAGAGACGAUAUCAAAGGCCUAUGGAAACCAAGCUGUGGUUGUGAGCGUCGACCCAAAACGCGUCUAUGUCGAUUCACCCGAAGACACCCACCACCACACUAUUCAAACGCAGUAUCCAAACGAGGCCGGCCAGAAGUUCUGCUGGUAUCAGUGCACCAUUAAGGGUGGUCGAGAGACCAGGGAUAUCGAUGUCUGGCAAUUAGCCAGGGCCGUCGAAAAGAUGGGCGCCGGAGAAAUUCUCCUGAAUUGUAUUGACAAAGACGGGAGCAACAGUGGGUUUGAUCUUGAACUGAUCAACGAUGUCAAGGCUGCCAUCAAAAUCCCAGUUAUUGCCUCGAGCGGGGCAGGUAAGCCUGAGCAUUUCGCAGAGGUGUUUGCAUCCACAACAACCGAUGCGGCUCUGGGUGCCGGCAUGUUCCACCGCGGCGAAUACACUGUCGCCCAAGUGAAAGAUUACCUGGGUGAAAAUGGGUUUUUGGUUCGGAGACCUGACACUGGUGUAUAGAGUCUCUGGGCACGAAACACUCCUACCAAACUACUAUCAUUCUCUCGCUUAUAGAACGACGUUCUUGUUUUGCAAAUGGUGCCGGAAUUUUCAUGGGGGCCUUGUUAUUAGACACCUAUAUCGCCGUUGCAUUCUUGUCAAAUGGAAGACACGGCCACCACCCCAGGGGGGAUUAAGGUGUUGUUCCAAUCAUCAAGCCCGGCGGAUGGGCUACGUGGUAUAGAUAUAUUAGACUGGACGAGACAAAAAUAAUAGAAUCACUCAUGUAAAUCAAGAGAACAAUUU